AACUAGUAUAUAAGGGAAGCAUUUGUUUCCGAUUGAGUUAACUUCACGAGCACGCGAGCCCAAUAUAUGAACAGUAAAUUCAAUGAACGAGUAGAUCUGAAGGAGUACAUAUACAUUAUAUGAAUUAAGAACUAAAAUAACACUAUGUCUCUAUCAGAAAUUAAUUCUUACAUCUUGCAAAUCCAAGGAUCACAAAAGUUGAAUAAAGAUGAAAGUGGAUUCACUUUAUUCGACAAAAAACAAGAAUUUUGUCAAAAUGAAACUGAAGCUUUACACACACUGAAAUGUCAUAAGGAUCACUUCAUUUCUUCUUCUCCAAUGGGAAACUAUUGUCAGGCAGCCGCUGUCUCUCCAACCGACAUAGGAUCAGAAACAGCUAAAGAUAUCCUGUCCAAAGGAGGUUCAGCAGUUGAUGCGUGUAUAGCAGCUCUGCUUUGUAACGCAGUAGCAAAUCCCCAAUACAGUGGACUCGGUGGAGGCUUGUUUAUGACCAUAUACAAAAGGAACUCCAAAAAAGUAACGAUCAUAGAUGCAAGAGAGACGGCACCUUCUGGCUCAACUGAACAUAUGUUCAUAAAUUCAGAGAAGAUGAAACCGUCAAUUUUGGGUGGGUUGGCUAUCGCAGUACCUGGUGACGUGAAAGGUAUGUGGGAGGCUCACAAACUAUUUGGAAAACUUCCUUGGGAGGACUUAUUUCAACCUGCAAUUAGUCUUGCAGAGAAGGGUGCUUCUUUCAACGAACAGGCUUCAAAGUGGGCAAAAAUCGUUAACGGUGAACAACCAGAGUCUUACAAUGAAGGUGCUGAAAAUUUCCUGGAUCUCUUUGAGGAACUGAGGUCAAUGGUUACUAAAGAGGGAAGUAACGAGCUGCUUCAAAUAGGAGACACACAAAAGCGUCCUAAACUUGCUGAAACGUUAAAAACUAUUGCAAGGGAAGGUGGAGAUGCUUUUUAUGAAGGCUCUCUAACUGGUACCAUUGUUGACGAAAUAAGGAGCUCUGGAGGUAUUAUAACUGCGGAUGAUUUAAAUAAUUAUAAAGUGAAAGUAAAAGAGGCGUUCACAAUUACCCUUCAAGAUGGAACAGUUCUCGCAGGACCACCUCCUCCAGCAAGUUCUGCAGUUGUGCAAUAUAUUCUAGCUUUGUUGGACGGAUUUGAUUUGGAAUUCAGCACCAUUGAUGAAGAAAUUGAGAGUUAUCACAAAAUAGCGGAGUCUAUUAAAAUGGGCUUUGCUAGAAGAACCUGUCUUGGCGAUUUAGACUGCCAAGUAGACUCUGCACUGAGUGAGCUUGUAGAUCGUAUGAGUGACCCUGACCACAUUGAUUCUAUCAGGUCAAAGCUGUCGGACAGAACAUUCCCUGCGUCCCACUACAGUCCCUAUAGCUUAAAGACAGACGGUGGAACAGCGCAGAUUAGCAUUCUAGCACCCAACGGAGAUGCAGUUUCUUUAAGUUCGUCACUAAAUUUUGGGUAUGGGUCUUUGGUGAAAGGAAAAACAACUGGGAUCAUCUACAACAAUGCAAUGGACGACUUCAGUACACCGGGGGUCACUAACGAAUGGGGACUAUGUGCGUCACCCUACAACUACAUCGUGCCUGGGAAACGAAUGCAAUCGUCAAUGGCGCCAAUUAUAGCGAUAGAUGGCUCUGGCGAUGUAGUGCUGGUCCAAGGCUGUGCUGGAGGUCCUAAAAUCAUACCAUCAUCUGUUAUGGCCGCUUUCCAAGUUUUAAAGCACAAGAAGACAAUUAAAGAGGCGCUUGAUUUCCCAAGAAUCCACCAUCAACUAGAUCCAGAUGUACUUUUAGUUGAGGAAGGAAUAUCUGAAGCUGUCAUAGAGGGCUUAAGGGAGAAAGGUCACGUUUGUGAGAAAGUAAAAGAAAUAGCAUCUGCCGUCCAAGCAAUUCAUAGAAAGGGUGAUAGCAAGAUAACUGCUAAUAGUGAUUAUAGACGGGUCGGAGGUGGCGCUUGCGGAUUUUGACAGGCUAAUUUAAUUAUGCCGGUGUGAAAGAAAUUAUGG
This is a messenger RNA of Owenia fusiformis, 2016 nucleotides long. NCBI's taxonomy places the organism in Eukaryota, Metazoa, Annelida, Polychaeta, Sabellida, Oweniidae. The record is from the annotation of a GenBank genome assembly.